Messenger RNA from Sclerotinia borealis F-4128, 906 nucleotides. The record is from the annotation of a GenBank genome assembly. Lineage: Eukaryota; Fungi; Ascomycota; Leotiomycetes; Helotiales; Sclerotiniaceae.
AUGCCUCUGUUCUCACAGGAAUCUUGGGCCGACAAAAGCCUUGAGGGGUACCGAUCAGUACAAAACCCGUCAGAAGAGAGGCAAUCUGAAUCUGACGAUGCAGGGUCUUCAGAUGCUACCCUCUUAGAGGAAGAGCUUCAAGAUACACGACGCAGAGAUUCAUACUACAGUCGCUCAUCUCGAGCCAUCCAGAUAAAUGUUCUGGUUUUCUUGUUUUACAUUGCAAGCAUCCUUCUCGUUGCCAAACAUUUUCGAUCGCAGGCUCUCAAGGGACCUAACCUGGUUCAUUCUCCUGCUUAUAACGCAAUAACAUGGCAAGAACAAGCUUACACCGAAACCGAUACUCAUCAUGGUCCAUUCUCAGGGUAUCCUCGACCCGAGAUCGAUGAAAACUGGCAUGAGCUUCUAACUGCUUAUAAUAUCGAGCUAGAACCCGAAAUAAUGCAACGCUUCGGUCGCGAAGACACGGGCGUAAAGGUUCCGGGCAGCAACAAAUAUAUUGGAACUCUCAACGUUUUCCAUGAACUCCACUGCAUUAAACGUCUGUACUCUUAUAGCUACCCUGAAGUAUACUGGGCAGAUCUCAGCGAGAAACAACGAGAUGUGAAUCGUAUACAUAAUGAGCACUGUCUUGAUUUUCUUCGCCAAGCAGCCAUGUGUCACGGAGACAUUGGAAUCGUGACAUAUGAGUGGUCUGAAGAUAGCCUGAUGCCAGUGACGAAUCAGACUACACAUCAAUGUAUUGAUUGGAAACAAUUGGAUGACUGGAGUAGAGAGAGAAGUGUUGAUAUGAUGAAGCCCGGGUGGCUCAUUCACCCAACCAAAGGGCCAGCUUAUCCCGAUGGAGAAGGGAGUCGCCUCGGGGUAUUCAAGGAAGCUGAUGAGGUUUUGAGUCAUGGACAUUGA